Nerophis ophidion (straightnose pipefish) is the source of this 8239-nucleotide messenger RNA. RefSeq names its product UPF0500 protein C1orf216 homolog. The coding region runs from base 3153 to 4202 and encodes 349 amino acids. Lineage: Eukaryota; Metazoa; Chordata; Actinopteri; Syngnathiformes; Syngnathidae. The record is from RefSeq and is a predicted model, not a curated record. The transcript has 2 exons.
UGUAUAUAUUGGUGUUUUAUGCUGAGAUAAGAGAAUACAGACCGGAAGUGGAAUUGUAUAUAUUGGUGUUUUAUGAUGAAAGAGAGAAUACAGACCGGAAGUGGAAUUGUAUAUAUUGGUGUUUUAUGCUGAGAUAAGAGAAUACAGACCGGAAGUGGAAUUGUAUAUAUUGGUGUUUUAUGGUGAGAUACGAAAAUACAGACCAGAAGUGGAAUUGUAUAUAUUGGUGUUUUUGUCCUGAGAUGCGAGAAUACAGACUGGAAGUGUAAUUGUAUAUAUUGGUGUUUUAUGCUGCGAUGCGAGAAUAUAGAUUGAAAGUGGAAUUGUAUAUAUUGGUGUUUUUGUACUGAGAUACAAGAAUACAGACUGGAAGUGGAAAUGUAUAUAUUGGUGUUUUAUGCUGAGAUGCGAGAAUACAGACUGGAAGUGGAAUUGUAUAUAUUGUUGUUUUGUGCUGGGAUGCGAGAAUACAGACCGGAAGUAGAAUUGUAUAUAUUGGUGUUUUAUGCUGAGAUACAAGAAUACAGACCGGAAGUGGAAUUGUAUUUAUUGGUGUUUUUGUGCUGGGAUGCGAGAAUACAUACCGGAAGUGGACAUGUAUACAUUGGUGUUUUAUGGUGAGAUGCGAGAAUACAGACCGGAAGUGUAAUUGUAUAUAUUGGUGUUUUUGUGCUGGGAUGCGAGAAUACAGACCGGAAGUAGAAUUGUGCAUAUUGGUGUUUUUGUCCUGAGAUACAAGAAUACAGACUGGAAGUGUAAUUGCAUAUAUUGGUGUUUUAUGCUGCGAUGCGAGAAUACAGACCGAAAGUGGAUUUGUAUAUAUUGGUGUUUUUGUGCUGGGAUGUGAGAAUACAGACCAGAAGUGGAAUUGUAUAUAUUGGUGUUUUAUGCUGAGAUGCGAGUAUACAGACCGGAAGUGGAAUUGUAUUUAUUGGUGUUUUUGUGCUGGGAUACAAGAAUACAGACUAGAAGUGUAAUUGUAUAUAUUGGUGUUUUAUGCUGCGAUGCGAGAAUACAGCCCGGAAGUGGAGUUGUAUAUAUUGGUGUUUUUGUGCUGGGAUGCGAGAAUACAUACCGGAAGUGGACAUGUAUAUAUUGGUGUUUUUGUGCUGGGAUGCGAGAAUACAUACCGGAAGUGGACAUGUAUAUAUUGGUGUUUUUGUGCUGGGAUGCGAGAAUACAUACCGGAAGUGGACAUGUAUAUAUUGGUGUUUUAUGGUGAGAUGCGAGAAUACGGACCGGAAGUGGAAUUGUAUAUAUUGGUGUUUUUGUGCUGAAAUGUGAGAAUACAGACCGGAAGUGGAAUUGUAUAUAUUGGUGUUUUAUGCUGAGAUGCGAGAAUACAGACCGAAAGUGGAAUUGUAUAUAUUGGUGUUAUUGUACUGAGAUACAAGAAUACAGACUGGAAGUGGAAAUGUAUAUAUUGGUGUUUUAUGCUGAGAUGCGAGAAUACAGACUGGAAGUGGAAUUGUAUAUAUUGUUGUUUUGUGCUGGGAUGCGAGAAUACAGACCGGAAGUAGAAUUGUAUAUAUUGGUGUUUUAUGCUGAGAUACAAGAAUACAGACCGGAAGUGGAAUUGUAUUUAUUGGUGUUUUUGUGCUGGGAUGCGAGAAUACAUACCGGAAGUGGACAUGUAUACAUUGGUGUUUUAUGGUGAGAUGCGAGAAUACAGACCGGAAGUGUAAUUGUAUAUAUUGGUGUUUUUGUGCUGGGAUGCGAGAAUACAGACCGGAAGUAGAAUUGUGCAUAUUGGUGUUUUUGUCCUGAGAUACAAGAAUACAGACUGGAAGUGUAAUUGCAUAUAUUGGUGUUUUAUGCUGCGAUGCGAGAAUACAGACCGAAAGUGGAUUUGUAUAUAUUGGUGUUUUUGUGCUGGGAUGUGAGAAUACAGACCAGAAGUGGAAUUGUAUAUAUUGGUGUUUUAUGCUGAGAUGCGAGUAUACAGACCGGAAGUGGAAUUGUAUUUAUUGGUGUUUUUGUGCUGGGAUACAAGAAUACAGACUAGAAGUGUAAUUGUAUAUAUUGGUGUUUUAUGCUGCGAUGCGAGAAUACAGCCCGGAAGUGGAGUUGUAUAUAUUGGUGUUUUUGUGCUGGGAUGCGAGAAUACAUACCGGAAGUGGACAUGUAUAUAUUGGUGUUUUUGUGCUGGGAUGCGAGAAUACAUACCGGAAGUGGACAUGUAUAUAUUGGUGUUUUUGUGCUGGGAUGCGAGAAUACAUACCGGAAGUGGACAUGUAUAUAUUGGUGUUUUAUGGUGAGAUGCGAGAAUACGGACCGGAAGUGGAAUUGUAUAUAUUGGUGUUUUUGUGCUGAAAUGUGAGAAUACAGACCGGAAGUGGAAUUGUAUAUAUUGGUGUUUUAUGCUGAGAUGCGAGAAUACAGACCGAAAGUGGAAUUGUAUAUAUUGGUGUUAUUGUGCUGAGAUGUGAGAAUACAGACCGGAAGUGGAAUUGUAUAUAUUGGUGUUAUUGUGCUGAGAUGUGAGAAUACAGACCGGAAGUGGAAUUGUAUAUAUUGGUGUUAUUGUGCUGAGAUGUGAGAAUACAGACCGGAAGUGGACAUGUAUACAUUGGUGUUAUUGUGCUGGGAUGCGAGAAUACAGAGCGGAAGUGGAAGCGGGGGAGUCAGGGAGGAGGGUUGUUGGACUGACAGCAGCCCCAAGUCAGCAUUAGAGACAUUUCCAUUUUAAGUGGACAUGAAAUAUGUGAUGCUAAUGGAAGAUGAGUGCAGCACAGAAGCCUGUAGUUAUUAGAAACCAGGGAUUAAAAAACAACAACACAUUUAUGAGCCAGGAGGAGUCUGUGUGGAAGAAAGACCUCAUUGCAACGGACAUAGCGUUCCAUAAGCCGCUUAUAGCAGUAUUUUAUUAACGAACAUACUCAGGAGUGACAUUCACGCUGACUUUGCCGGAAAUAUUAUUGUCUGAUUAUGUCACUCAAACAUAGACCUGAACGGUGCAUUUUUACAUACAGUAGGGGUCUCCAAACUACGGUCUUAGGGUGGGAUCCAGCCCGCCGAUGUCCACAAACUGUCCCGCGGGACGUCCCAAAUUAAAAGGGAAAUAAUAAUUUUAACAGUUGAAUACAUAUUUUAACAGUCAUACAAGUGUGAGGAAUCAAGCACACCUAAGUGAGAACCAGUCCAGACCCGGGAUGCUUCACCAGGACCAACAUCUGGCCUACGGAGGUCAAGGCAACAACAAUCGCUCCUCCUCGUUGCCAAACAGGAAGUACGACCAGGACGGCAACUUCAACUUCCUGUCCGACAGAGACGACCUCACAGGGACAGGCGAUGAGAAUCAGAACCGCCAGCGUCCUUGCAAACUGGGUCCUCUGGGCCCCGACCCCGCCCACUCGUCCUCCCACAGAAACUCUGGGGUCCUGUCGCCUCGUUCCCGCCUGCCCUGCUGGAGCACGUUGGACCCCCUGCCGGAAAUCGAACACGGGGAUGACGGGUCCGGCCGCGUGCCGCCCGAUGGUGCGGAGGAAAGGAGGCUGGAGGAGGAGGAGGAGGAGGAGGGUCAUCAGCGGGAGAAAAUGGAAGUUCUCAGGAAGAGGAGCAGCAUCCCGAGCAGGCAGGAGAUGGAGGAGAUGAUGAGGCUUGAGAAGGACGAGGAGUGGGGGGACAGCGAGUCUGACUCGGACUCUGGCGGCAGCAUGUCCUCCCUCACCAUGGAGACCAGGGGCGACUGGAUGUCCUCAGGAGGAUGGGACCGCAUGGGAGUCGGGGAGCCCAGAUUGAGCCAGCAGGACUUGGACUCCAGGAGGGGCAGCUCCAGAGAAGCCUCAUCCUCCUCCUCCUCAUCCUCCGCCGCCGCACGCCGACGAAGCCUGGGCCGCAAGUCCUUGUCCAUGUCCAGGAGCAACCUGGAAGACCUCUUGGAGGAAGGGGCGGAGGAUCCACGCCGCCAGUCCACCGACUCGGACAACGGCGAGGCCCCCGAGCUCCUGGACGCCGUGUGGACGCUGCGGGACCGCGAGAGGUUCAAGGCGCAGGAGAUGGAGAAACACCAGGUGCAGCUGACCAUGUACCGCCGCCUGGCGCUGAUCCGCUGGGUCCGCACCCUGCAGGGCCGCGUCCAGGAGCAGCAGAACCGGCUGCAGUCCAGCUUCGACGUCAUCCUCACCAACAGGAAGGAGCUGCUGCGCAUGGGCGCCGCCGUCAUCAACGCCGCGCCCGCCGCUGCUGUGGGACAAUCGUAGGACCCACGGAACAUUCCUGUCCACUAGGCGGCGCUGUAACCCUUAGACGUAAGACCACUCAUAGCCAAUCAGAAGACUUGAAAGCAGCGUCACUCAUGGAACUACAGAACCAACGUCCACUGCUGUGGACAUUUGUCUUUUGUUUUUCAGUGGAUGUUUGUCUUUUGUUCAUUUUUUCAAAAUGUACAACUGAAACAAAAAAUAGACCAAAACACUAACGUCCACUGCAGUGGACAUUUGUCUUUUGUUUUUUAGUGGACAUUUGUCUUUUGGUUUUUUUUUCAAAAUGUACAACUGAAACAAAAAUACACCAAAACACCAACGUCCACUGCAGUGGACAUUUGUCUUUUUUUUUUUUUCUUCCCAAAAUGUACAACUGUAGCAGAAUAUAGACCUAAACACCAAUGUCCACUGCAGUGGACAUUUGUCUUUUGCAUAUGAGUGCUUUUUUUUUUUUUUUUAAAUGUACAACCAACAAAAAAUAGAUCGAAAAAAACAAUGUCCACUGCAGUGGACAUUUGUCUUUUGCUUUUUUUCAAAAUGUACAACUGUUACAAAAAAUAGUACAAAAAAACAACGUCCACUGCAGUGGACAUUUGUCUUUUGAAUAAGAGUGCUUUAAAAAAAAAAAAAAAAAAAAAAAGUACAACUGUAACAAAAAAUUUACCAAAAACCAACGUCCACUGCAGUGGACAUUUGUCUUUUUUUUUUUUUUUUCUAAAUGUACAACUGUAGCAGAAAAUAGACCUAAACACCAAUGUCCACUACGUCCACUGCGAAAGACGAAUGUCCACUGCAGUGGACAGUUGUCUUUCGCAUAAGAGUGGUGUUGUUUUUUUUCAAAAUGUACACCUGUAACAAAAAAUUGACCCGAAAAACUAUGUAGAUUACAGUGGACAUUUGUCUUUUGCAUAAGGGUUUAUAUAUAUAUAUAUAUAUAUAUAUUAUUUUUUUUUCAAAUUGUACAACUGUGACAAAAAAUAGACAGAAAAACCAAAGUCCACUGUCUUUUUCUUUUUUUUCUUUUCUUCAAAAUGUACAACUGUAACAAAAUACCACCGUCCACUGUAGUGGACGUUUGUCUUUUGCAUCACAAUGCUUUUGUUCAAAAUGUGCACUUGUAACACUCUUUUGUCCACUGCAGUGGAUGUUUGUUUUUUUGGUCUAUUUUUUUGUUACAGUUGUUCAUUUUGAAAAAUAAUGUCCACUGCAGUGGACAUUUUUGUAUUUUUUUUUUAACAUUUAAAACUGUACCAAAAAAUAGACCCAAAAACAAUGUCCACUACAGUAGAAAUUGGUCUUUUGUGAAAAGUGUUUUGUUUUUUGUUUUUUUUCCCAAAGUGUACAACUGUUACAAAAAAUAGACCAAAAAACAAACGUCCACUGCAGUGCACAAAAGAGUGGAGGGAACUUAGAUGUUGAGUUCCAGUUGCAGCAACAGCAUAUAUAAUAAGUGUAGAGUACAGUGGAGAUCAUGGCUCCACCAGACUCUUCUAUCUAUACUCACCUAAGAGCCGGCGUCCACUGGAGUGGACGUUUGUGUUUUGCAUAAAAGGGCUUUCUUUUGUGUGACAAAAUCAAACGUCCACCAGAGUGGACAAACGUUGAAGUGGCUAGCACAUAUAUGAUCCCCUGUCCUUGCAGCGAUGUACAGUAGGUUCCAGUAGCAGCAACACCAUAUAUAGCAUGCACACUAUUUUGCUAUGUAUAUUCUCUUAAAAGCCAGCGUCCACUGCAGUGGACAUCUGUGUUUGUCUAAAAUGUGGACUUUCGACCAGGACCAAACGUCCACUGCAGUGGACACGGGGAUAAGGACGAUAUCACACUAUGAAGGCGCAACAAGCAUGUAGUACAUGUCCAAGGUUCUGUUGUUAUAGAAUUUGUUACACUCCAUUAUUUAUUAUUGAAACACGACUUGAUUUAAAGUCACAGUACGACUUUAAAAAAGUAUGUGAAAGUUUUUUCUUUGUCUCAAAAAACAUUUUAGAUUAGAGGGAAUUUAAUUGAAGCUCUCCGCUUUGUAGAUUUUGGGUAAAAAAUAAAUUUUCCGGUGGAUUGUAAUAGAAGAUACUUGCCAACCGUCCCGAUUUUUCCUGGAGACUCAGGAAUUUUAGUGCCCAUUUCUGCCGAUUUCCACCCGGACAACAAUAUUGGGGGCGUGCCUUAAAGGGACUGCCUUCAGCGUCCUCUGCAACCUGCCGUCACGUCUGCUUUUUGUCCACAGUAACAGCGUGUCUGCCCAGUCACAUAAUAUAUGCCGCUUUUACACAUACACAUAAGCGAAUGCAAUGCAUACUUGGUCGACAGCCAUACAGGUCACACUGAGGGUGGCCGUAUAAACAACUUUAACACUGUUACAAAUAUGCGCCACACUGUGAACCCACACCAAACAAAAAUGACAAACACAUUUCGGGAGAACAUCCGCACCGUAACACAACAGAACAAAUAAUCAGAAAUUUCCAAAACAGAAAGUGCAAGAUUGUCGGAGACAUUUUAAAACAAGCUAUUAGUGCACUUUUGUGCAUGAUGUCACUAAGAUGACAUAUCAAAACUACGGAUGUCCGAUAAUAUCGGUCUGCCGAUAUUAUUGGCCGAUAAAUGCUUUAAAAUGUAACAUCGGAAAUUAUUAGUUUUAGUAAAAUUUGCGACUCUUUUAAACGCGGCUGUGUACACGGAGGCAGGGAGAGGUACAGAACACCACUAAUCAUUAAAGGCACUGUCUUUCCGUACCGGCAAAGUCACACAUUAUUUACAGCUUUUCAUGCACACGAGUGAAUACAAGGCAUACUUGGUCAGCUACCAUACAUGUCACACUGAGGAUGGCCGUAUAAACAACUUUAACACUGUUACAAAUAUGCGCCACACUGUGAACCCACACCAAACAAGAAUGACAAACACAUUUCGGGAGAUCUUCCGCACCGUAACACAACAGAACAAAUAACCAGAAAUUUCCAAAACAGAAAGUGCAAGAUUGUCGGAGACAUUUUAAAACAAGCUAAUAGUGCACUUUUGUGCAUGAUGUCACCAAGAUGACGUAUCAAAACAAGGGAUGUCCGAUAAUAUCGGUCUGCUGAUAUUAUCGGACGAUAAAUGCUUUAAAAUGUAAUAUCGGAAAUUAUCGGUAUCAGUUUCAAUUGGUAAAAUUUGUGACUAUUUUAAACGCGGCUGUGUACACGGAGGCAGGGAGAGGUACAGAACACCACUGAUCAUUAAAGGCACUGUCUUUCCGUACCGGCCAAGUCACACAAUAUUUACAGCUUCUCAUGCACACGAGUGAAUGCAAUGCAUACUUGGUCAACAGCCAUACAGGUCACACUGAGGGUGGCCGUAUAAAAAACUUUAACACUGUUACAAAUAUGCACCACACUGUGAACCCACACCAAACAGGAAUGACAAACACAUUUCGGGAGAUCUUCUGCAUUGUAACACAACAUAAACACAACAGAACAAAUACCCAGAAUCCCUUGCAGCACUAAAUCUUCCGGGACGCUACCAACAACCCCCCCCCAGACCUCCUGAAUUCGGAGGUCUCAAGGUUGGCAAGUAUGCAAUAGAAGAAAGAAACCGACACCUUCAUGUCGCUUCCCAACCUACACAGUGAAGUUUUACAAGCCUUCUGCUUAGUAAGAUCAAAGACAGCUUUUGUCCUCUCGCCAGGACCUCAUGGCAACACAAAAGUUUUGCGAUAACUUAGCUGUAUCGUCCACUUUUUCAGCCAUUAAAAAAACUAACUAAUAGAAGUUGGAGAAAAAAAAAAGUUUUUCCUUUUAAAUGCACUUGGGGGGGGAAAAACCUUGCUAAAAUGGAAGUUUGCUAACAUUAAGUCACACUAAAACCGAAGCAUUUUUUUUUAAAAUACUUGGUUUGCUUGGAAUUUAGGACCAUCCGAGGUCCUUUUGUGUAACCUUUUUUGGACAUUUUAACAACAUGCAAUCAUUUAUUUAUUUUUUGUCGACGUUGUCAAAACCAUCCGCUGUAUGUAGAGACCAAGCUGUAGAAAUCAAUAAUAAGUCGAUCAAUAAAUAUCUCAUUAAGUG